Leptopilina heterotoma is the source of this 3443-nucleotide messenger RNA. Its product is annotated as cylicin-1-like. The record is from RefSeq and is a predicted model, not a curated record. The coding region runs from base 525 to 2759 and encodes 744 amino acids. NCBI's taxonomy places the organism in Eukaryota, Metazoa, Arthropoda, Insecta, Hymenoptera, Figitidae. The transcript is spliced from 2 exons.
UUUCUACUUUGUCAGUAGCUCUUUGAUCGUCGACCUGUACGGUUGGGUUGUGCGAGACGCUCCUCCAAACUGGAGGCACGACACGGAAACACAAAUUGAACCGGCAACAAGUUAAAUAAUAUACACGCAUAGGGAAGAAGUGUUCUGUGAAAGAGAAUAAUAGUCAAGGUCAACAUUUCCUUACCCCCCGUCACACAGUCUUUUCACCCAUCGAAUUCGUAGAAGUUGGAUAUACGGUGGGGAUUUCUCGGUAUUCAAAAGUUGUUGAUGACAGUUACACAGUUUGAAAAUAGUUCUCUCUCGCAUUUUGGAUUUCAUGGAGGCAACAACCAUUGGAUAUCAAGAAAAAAAUCUUCGAGUGUUAACACAUAUAUACAUAUAUAUAUAUAUACAUAUAUACAUAUACAUACACUUAUUUCUUUCUUUUUUGAUUGAAAUGAAAUAAGCUUUUUUAAUUGGCUGAUGGUGGAACGAAUUACCAAAAUUACUGGCGCAAAGUAAAUUUUUUUGAAGGAUUCAAAAAGAUGACGUCCACUAAAAGAUAUUACUACGAAGAGGAAGACGAUGAUGAAGGAUUACCUGCCAGUCCAGCCAGCAUAACGCAAACGGAUUUUUUCGAUUAUCUCCAAUUGGGAUUUAUCAAGAAAGCAAUUAGAACAAGACCCUGUUCCGUGAUGAUAAUAGGAAGCAAGUGUUCCAUCUGUAAGCGUGAAUUUAAAUGUGUCACCGAUACCCGUAAGCACAUGAGAAAGAAGCAUAAAUACGUGAAGCGAAAAGCCGACAAAAAAUUGGUACGAAUAAAAUUGAAAAUGGGUAAGGAAACAUUUUGCGAUAAUACAAUCAGCAAAAAGUUUCUAAGAACUCCAGAACGUGGUUGCAAUCCGAUUGCUGUUCAAUCGGAGUCAACAAAUGACUCUCAACCACUUCAAGUUAGUGAUGUUCGUUGUCCAAAUCCAAAGGAAAAUAAUGUUUGUCAGGAUUUAUUGGCCAAACUUUCCGUUCCAUUGUCCGUGGCAUUGUUCGAAAUCAAGUCCCUGGAUCAGAGUGCAGUUUAUAAAAAUGGUCGUAUCUACAAGGAACGAAAUGAUUCAAAUCUGAAUAGGGUUCCUUCCAAUUCAAUCAGAAUUGAAGACAACGAUUGUGAUUCGGACGAUACUUGGGACUUGAAUUCAGGUUCGGCGAGUGACUCCGAAAAUACGGUGAUUUAUGUGAGUGAUGUGGAAGUGGAUCUCAGUGAGUUUUACGAGGACAUUAAGAAGGAAAAAGUCGAAAGUGAUAUCGAAGACGCUGAGACGGUGGUAAUGGCUGGUGAACUUGACACUAACCUGGAGGAUUUGGGAGAUUUGUCGCCGGAGAAUCUAGAAGCAAUGGGUAAAUCUUGUGAGGACAUGGAUUAUAACUUCGGAAUUUUUGACAAUUUCGUCAAUUUGGAGCAGUAUUGUCAGCAAUUGGAGGGAGCCGAAGUGGUCAAUUCAGGCGAAACGGAAACCGAACAAAGUGCUGUGGAAAGUGAAGAAAAUUUGAGUAGGAAGAGACCACACGAAGUGGAAACUAUUCAGUCGGAGGCGAGUGAGGCGAAGAGCAGCCGAAAAAGUACGGAAUCGAAGGAAACUGAACAAAAAGAACGAAAGACUAGAAAACACAGGGCUAAGGACACGGAAAACACUCUUAAAUUGAUGACUGAAAUUUCCGAUAUACUGAAGGAAAUUUCCAAGGUGGAAAGUACUCGUAAGAAUCCGAAGAAAGUUGAAAAUACGCUGAGAAACUCGAAAGACGCCGAAGCCACCCGAAGAGAGUCGAAAAACGCCGAAACCACCCGAAGAGAGUCGAAAAACGCCGAAACCACCCGAAGAGACCCGAAAGACGCCAAAGCCAGCCGAAGAGGCUCGAAAGACGUCGAAGCCAGCCGAAGAGGCUCGAAAGACGUCGAAGCCACCCGAAGAUACUCGAAAGACGUCGAAGCCACCCGAAGAUACUCGAAAGACGUCGAAACCGCCCGAAGAGACUCGAGAGACGCCGAAACCACCCGAAGAGACCCGAAAGAUGCCGAAAGCACCCAAAUAGACCCCAAUGGCCAGAAAUUCAUUGGAAUAAGACUAAAGAGACUCGACCCCACCGAAAUUCAAGAAAAUCGAUGGAAAUCACAAAGAAUCGAAGGCCAGGAAAUAAUCGAAACAAUAUCCAACGAUCUCGAAAUUAUCGAACCCCUUCUUGAGGCAUCAAAAACUAAAACUUCUCUUCAGAAAAACAACAUUCCACUUAAACUCGAACCCGACAAUUUAGACAUAUCGGAUGAGGACCUACAAGGAAUUCGCAUCGGUUGUCCAAGUUUUGAAGACGUUGAAAAGGUGAGACAACGUUUAGAAGCCAGUGACAAUAAUUUUGUCGACCUAACCGAAACGGAUGCUUUAGAAACGUCAGAGGUGUCGUUUUCAUUGGUCGUUCAGAAUGUGGACGAAAAAAUGAAGCAUCUUGAAGAUCCGGAAGAUGAUAUCAUCAUUAUUGAUGAUGACAUUGAUGAUAAGGAACACUCACAACCGCAAUUGGAAGAUUUCUUAAAAGCUGCUGUUUUAAAAUAUGUACUGGAAUGUAGAAAAAAUUCCACCUCUCUUUUUGACACUAUUAACAAUAACAAUCAAAAUGUUCUAAGAAAUUUGAAGCAUUACUCGAAAAUUAAUUAUCAUUUAAAGAAAGCACUUUUGGAACUUGGAAUAACAAUUGCAGCACCUUCUCCAUUGAUAAAAGAUGAGAUAAAAUAAAAGUAAAAACUUCAUAAUUUCAAAUAUAAAAUACCUUCGCAAUUAUCAAAAUUAUCGUAACGUAAAAAAAGUAUUUUUUUCUUCAAUUUCAGCGUUCUUCAUCAUUGAGACACUAUUAUAUCUAUAGAAGAGAGAAACCAAAGCAUUAUUUUUAUUUAAUUAUUAAGUUUUUUAUAAUUUUUUAAAAUGAAAUAAUUUUCUUUUUUUAUAAAAUUUUUAUUGGAAAUAGUGUUGCAUGUUAGAUCGUCAAAAUAUUUAAAAGAAUUUUAAUUUUAUAGUUUCUAUGAAAGAAGACGAAAAAACAUGCAUCACUAGAAAGGAAAUUUUGUUUAUUUUUAUUCGGCGGAAAUUAUAAAACAAAAAUUAUUGUUUAUAGUAAAGAUUUUGUCAGGGAUGAAUAGUAAAAAUUUAGAUUACAAUUAGAACCUCUUAAAUAUUAUAAGAUUACUUGAAGGCCUAAUAUUUUUGAAACUUGAGGGGUUCUAGUGUAUUUAUUAUUAUUAUUUAAGUUUUUCGAUUUACAAUUUUGUUUUUAAAUUGUAUUGUUUUAAAUACAAUUAUUGUAUUAUAUUAUAUAGAAAUAAUUAUUAUUAAGAUCCUGGCUGUAAAUUUUUUUUAAACUAAUUGUACAGUAAUUUCUAAGUAAAUAAAAGAUCUCAUUAUGUUUCUUACUCUAUUUUAAAG